This is a messenger RNA of Anneissia japonica, 1259 nucleotides long. RefSeq lists its product as uncharacterized. NCBI's taxonomy places the organism in Eukaryota, Metazoa, Echinodermata, Crinoidea, Comatulida, Comatulidae. Bases 187 to 933 code for a protein of 248 amino acids. The transcript has 6 exons. The record is from RefSeq and is a predicted model, not a curated record.
AUCAGAUAGUCGUUCGCCUAUCGUCAUCAAAUCGUCAUCUCUCGAUCUUAUUGUUCGUCCAGCAAGACGCUAUAAAAAUCGUCGACAUGGAGAACUGUAUUGCAUAAGGCCCACCAAGCCAAUACGGGAAGUGAUUUGUGGCAUUGGAUAACCGCCGACUUUAAUAGAAAUUUUUCAAAAUAUUCGAUGGCUAAACUAGAAACUGGUCAGCAACUGAUAGGUGGUAUCUGUCUGGUUGUUGCCUUGCUUCACGUAACCAAUGCAGAUGACACAGUGUCUUUCAACCUUAGCGCCGAGAGUAACGAAGAUUACGGUUUUGAUGCUUCGUCUGAUAAUGUUUUCGGUGCUGAGGAUGAGAUGUCACAUAUCAUAAAAGACAACGGAAUGCUACAGUUAGUUCUUCAUGAGUUGGCCGUUAACUUGAUCGAAAAACUUCAAUCGGAAGAAAGCACACAAUUGCACGAAAGACAGGUGCAAAUUAUUCAAGAUGAUAUUUUAGACUUCUACAACAAAAUUCUCGACCAUCCAGCACUCAACAACGACCGAAUUGUAUUUGCACAAAGGAAACCAAACUUCAGGCGUAUACUGCCACCAUCGGUUAUCAAAGCAGAAGAGGAGAAGAGUAAACGAUCCAAACGAAGUGCUCAUUUGAAGGAAAUUUGCAGCAGCGUUAGUAAUUGGAAGGAGCUAGACUCCGGAAUGACACGAACACAGAACGAAGUCCGCUUACUGGAGGAUCAAUUUUUUUACGUCACUGAAUGUACAAAUCCGUCAGCAAAAUGUGAAAAUAUUUCUCCAUUAUUUUCUUCAAAAUGCUGGGAGAAGUCUUCCUGGAACAUCGCGUACGUGUGGUCAACGUCAACCAAAAGGUAUAUAUGGGAUUGGAUUGCUGUGAGUACCUGUUGUAGCUGUGCCGCUGCCAAAGAGAAUUAGAUCUGUCCCCGGUUGUCUGUCUCUGGUGGUCUGUCCUCUGAUCUGUCAUCUCAAUAGGAACGUAAACCUACUGUUUUCUGAAUGGCUUAUGUUUUCAAAUUCAAGACAAUGUAGUUUUGCCUGUUAACAAAUACCAAAUUUAUAUAUCAUUAUUGGAAUGCGGAGUUGCGCAUAAUGUCCUUGAACUUUUUAAUGAAACACCAGGACAUGUUUUUUUAAAUUUAAGAUUUUGAAUAUAAAGCAAAACUUCAUUAAUAAAUUUAAUAGGCCUAUUAUUAAUGUGCGUUAAUGACAUAAUAAUCUAAGUAAGCAUAUUAUUAUUAUUA